Tetranychus urticae (two-spotted spider mite) is the source of this 3631-nucleotide messenger RNA. Lineage: Eukaryota; Metazoa; Arthropoda; Arachnida; Trombidiformes; Tetranychidae. The record is from RefSeq and is a predicted model, not a curated record.
CUCAUUCAAUUGUUAAUCAACAAGUUAACUCAUUUCAUUGUAAUUUACCAACAAUCAACUUGUUUGCUCCUAUUUAGUUAACAAUUGAUCAUAACGAUAACAAUUUUUCUUAACAAAACAUUGAUUCAACAUCCGUUACAAAGCAACGUCUUUUUUGCAUCCAAAUUUGAAAAAAUAUUUUACCAACUUGUUCGUCACCAGUUCAAAACCUUAUCUGAUUACCUUUGAGUCAAAGUUUUGUCUAUGCGUUUGAUAUUUUGUUAAACAUACUAAUGACCAGCUUACAUCAUCAAGAUAACCAAAAAACCCAAACCUAAACCCAGCUAAAUAAAAAACCAACCCAAAGGUACAAACCAUUUUUUGUAUCAAGUCAAUUUUUUCGACUCUUUUACCCAAAAAUCCUUGAUGCUAUCAAUUAACCAAUUCCUUAUUUUUGUCUAGCAGCUGUAAUAUCAUUUUUUUGAUAAUUGUGUGAAGAGUAAACGCAACAAAAAGUUAAAAUGAGUGAUUCAAAGGCAACAAAAGACUUUGUCAAAAAUUCAUCUGACGCUUCGCUCAUUAGAUCAGAAGUUGACUAUGAAAUUGAUGAAAGUAUAAUCGAUGCUAAAUCACCUUUGUCCUCAACACCAUCAAUACUAGCAACUACAACUAUAACCUCUCAACCACCCAAUGGUUAUCCAAAAGGUUUUAUCCCUCUAUCAACACCACCAACCGCAACAUUGCUCGAGACUUUAUUGCCAACAACUCCACCAUCAUUAACACCAUCAUUAUCCUUAUCAAGUCACCAACCACAGUCACCAUUACAAUCGCAAUCGACUUCUUCCUUCCUUGUUUCCAAUUCAAGUGACCACCAUCCAUAUUAUCAUCAUUUAAAUCACACUCAAUAUUCACCUAACCCUCAAGAAUUAUCUCAUCACCAUUCUAACAAAUUUUUCCGGAAGCUUUUCAGUUCUUCAACACCGAAACGUCACCGUCAACGAAUUGUCCUGAAAAAUGGUGGAAUCAAUCUGUGCAAGGAACACAUUGAGAAGCGAUCUCAACGUUAUCUUCAAGAUACAUUUACCACAAUGGUUGAUCUUCGCUGGCGUUACAAUCUACUUGUAUUUACCCUUGGAUUUGUCCUUUCGUGGCUUCUUUUUGCCUCUAUUUGGUACAUUGUUGCCUAUUUUCAUGAUGACCUAGGUGACGAUGUGCCUCAUGAACGCUGUGUUAUUGGAGUAAACUCAUUUAUAACAGCUUUCCUCUUCUCCUUUGAAUCCCAACACACUAUUGGUUUUGGAAACAGGUAUCCUCAUGAAAAUUGCGUUGAAGGAAUAUUUUUCAUGUGCUUUCAAUCUAUUUUUGGUGUAAUGAUUGAAUGUUUUGUAGUUGGCUUUGUAUUUGCCAAGCUUUCCCGACCAAAGAAAAGAUCACAAACAUUGAUCUUUAGUCGCCAUGCAGUUGUCAACGUUCGUGAUGGCUCUCUUUGCCUUGUAUUUCGUGUUGGUGAUGUUCGUGCCCGAUCCUACAUUAUUGGUGCCUCUGUUUCGGCCUUGUUAAUAUCUAAAAAGAUAUCUCCAGAGGGCGAAAUCUUACCCUACUAUCAUGAAUCAUUGAAAGUUUCAUUUGAUUCUUGUGGGACUUCAGUUUUUCUCGUUUGGCCAGCAACCAUAUAUCAUGUUAUUGAUGAGACUUCACCUUUUUACUCAAUGGGACCCGAAGCACUGGCUAACGGACAUUUCGAGAUUGUGGCCAUGUUAAGAGGGACUGUUGAAUCAACUGGACAAACAAUAGAGGCACGAACUUCAUACCUACCAGAAGAGAUCGAUUGGGGUCGAAGAUUUGAAAGGUUGAUUGACUUUCGAAUGCAAUCGGGUAUAUAUCGAGUUGAUUAUAGUAAAUUUGAUUCAACUUAUGAAAUAUCUACACCUAGGCUGUCAGCUGAAGAAUUAAGUCAACAAAAUCGACAUCAGCAACAGCAACAGCGACGACAAGAGCAACCAUAUUGUACUCAAGCAAAUCAAGUGCUGAAUCAACAUCAACGUUUAAGACGACCAGUUUCUUGGAAUCCUAUUGAAGAUCAUAAUAAGAAUAAAUUUGCUGAUUCUAAUGAUAGUUGAGUGAGCAUAAAGGAUAGAAACAAUUAUUCCGUUUCUUAUUGAUUUUGGUUUUGCAGAUUAACACUGAACAGCAGUGUUCAUCGAUUGGGUGUCGACGUUCAAUAUGAGAAAGGAAGAAACACAGAGACAGUAAAUAUUAGUUCAUUGUUGAGUGUGAGGAUAAACGAACAGCAAUUAAAUUAUAACAGAAAAUUGUCUCAUUGUUGUCGCCAUCUUAAGGCCACUAAUCAUCAUUAAACAUUUCAUAGUGACAAUGUCUUUAAUCAACCUUUAUAACAAGAAAAUGGUAAAAUUGAUUGCCAAUGAUGAUUCUCAUUAUUAACAUGACAGGAAAACUGUAAAUUAUAUCAAAUGAUUGGGAGGGUGAAUAGUUUAAGUGAUGAUGAAAAGAAGAUGCUGAUUAAGAAAUGAUAAGGAAGAGAAUUGAUUAUGAAGAUGAUUAUGAUGAUGAUCAAAGACGAUCCCAGAUGAUCUAAGAUGACGAGGGUAAGAAAACAAAAAAUGACCUGAAAUUCAGUGGCCUUGAAAGGGAUUGUUUUCUCUGUCAUUUUUCAACUCACAGUCAACAAAGGUUUUAACCAUUUAAACCAGAUUCAAUCCAUUAAUGUCUAAUCAUAAUAAUCAAUGAUAUUUCCGUUUCCUUAAACCAAUUAAACUCUAAUGCGUCUUAUUUUCUUCUUCUUAUAUGAUUAACUAUUAAAUGUGCAAUGAACAUAUGUAUUAAAUAGUUCAAUAAGUUUGUUGUCCUCUUACAAUUCACCAUUUAUAUAAUAAAAUUGUGUCUCAAAUUAUGUACACGAUUUGCAGUUACUGCUUACGGUCAUCUAGAAGAAUCUUUGUUUUCAGUAAUAUUCUGAUCUAUUCUUGACUGUUCAAUUCCUUGUAAAUAAUUGAUUUAUCUCCUUUAUCGAGUUUACUUCCGAUAUGAUCGCCUUUUCAGGAAGCGAAGAAUGUAAGGAGACAAGAUGUCAAGGAUAUAAGAUUCAAGUGUCCAGAACAGCUUUUGGUUGAUCCAUUAUCCAAGACAUUCGGAAACUGUCACAAUAUAGCGAGUGUUUUUGAUGGACAGAAUAUUUGAAUGGCCAUCUUAGAUCAUGAGGUAUGCCUUUUAAAAUAACAGGCAAAUGCUAAGCAUUAGUGGGCCACAUCGGUGAUAAUGUUGUUGAUACAAAUCGAUUUGCUUUUGAAUACAAAACACAAAAUUUUCAGCAAGUCCAAGACUAUUAGUACUUAAAAGCAAAUAGCCUGAGGUAAGACAAUAAAUAAUUUUCAAACUAAAAUUGACUUAUUAACUCGGUCCAAUCACAUGAAUAUCCUAGCAUUUCUUGGAAUAGCCUUUUAUUCAGUCUUAAGACUUUCAGUCUAGAAGUUCCAGUUCCUUUUGGCGUCGGCUUAGCAGCAAAGUCAAAACAAGUGAUCAAUUGGAUUAACUGGCGGUAUCUCAAGCCUGAUAAUAAAGACAAAGUGAAAGUUAAAAAUUAAAAGCUAAACGUAUUUUUUGAAUUAAGUAAAAAUUUACACAAAUAAAAUAC